AUGGAUGAGUGGGAUGUCCCACAGUGGAAGAAGGAGGUGGAAAGCCUCAAGUACCAGCUGGCCUACAAGAGGGAGAUGUCCUCCAAAACAAUACCUGAGUUUGUGAAGUGGAUUGAGGAUGGCAUCCCAGAAGAUCCCUUCCUCAACCCGGAGCUGAUGAAAAACAACCCCUGGGUGGAAAAAGGCAAAUGCAGCAUCCUCUGA
Molecule: messenger RNA, 204 nt
Organism: Calypte anna (Anna's hummingbird)
Lineage: Eukaryota; Metazoa; Chordata; Aves; Apodiformes; Trochilidae
Gene: GNG13
Product: G protein subunit gamma 13
Exons: 2
Coding region: 1-204 (67 amino acids)
Biological process (GO): phospholipase C-activating G protein-coupled receptor signaling pathway; sensory perception of taste
Cellular component (GO): heterotrimeric G-protein complex
Molecular function (GO): G-protein beta-subunit binding
Source: RefSeq, a predicted model, not a curated record